AUGGCCUCCAAGAACCCCCCGGCCAAGAAACAGCAGGAGCUGCAAACAACGUAUUCAAACUUCAAAAAUACGUUGCAGCAGAUAGCACAGAAGAUCGGUGACGUCGAGCAGGAGGCAGAGGAACACAAGCUUGUUCUAGAAACCCUUGCUCCCCUGCCAGGGGACCGCACAUGCUUCCGCAUGAUCAACGGCGUUCUUGUGGAACGGACAGUUGCAGACGUCAGGCCAGCCCUGCAGACAAAUGCGGAGGGGCUAAAAAAGGUGCUUGACGAUCUAGUCAAGACCUACAAGUCAAAACAGGACGAGCUUGACAAGUGGAAGAAGAAACACAAUAUCCAGGUUGUCCAGCAGUAA
Messenger RNA from Microdochium trichocladiopsis, 354 nucleotides. RefSeq names its product Prefoldin beta-like protein. The transcript is spliced from 4 exons. Gene Ontology annotation, cellular component: prefoldin complex; cytoplasm. Gene Ontology annotation, biological process: protein folding. The record is from RefSeq and is a predicted model, not a curated record. NCBI's taxonomy places the organism in Eukaryota, Fungi, Ascomycota, Sordariomycetes, Xylariales, Microdochiaceae. Gene Ontology annotation, molecular function: protein folding chaperone. The coding region runs from base 1 to 354 and encodes 117 amino acids.